GGGGAGUGGCUUCUGCGCUUCGUUGUAAUAUGAUUGGAUAGUGUUUGCUAAGUGGGCGUUCCUUAGCGCGGAUCGCUUUCUUUCCCUGUUCAAGUGAGUCAUUCCACUGUCAGCCGCCGCCCUGUCCUAUCUGGAGAUAAGUGGGUGUCGGAGUCCUAGGUUAUCACCAUGUUUAUGAUGAAGCAGCUUAUGGGGGGUGGCGGAGGAGGAUUCGGUUCUUCUGGAAUCUUUGGAGGUCUUCUCAAUGUAAUCGGUGAGGCUGCUUCUAACUACAACCCUGAGCCCCCGCCUCCACGGAGCCAUUUUUCAAAUGUUGAGGCAAACGAGAGUGAGGAAGUUAGACAGUUUCGCCGACUGUUCACCCAGUUAGCAGGAGAGGAUAUGGAAGUCAGUCCCACAGAACUGAUGGGAAUCCUAAACAAGGUGGUCUCACGGCAUCAGGACCUGAAGACAGAUGGAUUUAGCCUUGAUUCUUGUCGGAGUAUGGUGGCUGUGAUGGAUAGUGAUAGCACUGGGAAGCUGGGAUUUGAUGAAUUCAAAUAUUUGUGGAACAACAUCAAAAAAUGGCAGGGUGUAUAUAAGAGGUUUGACAUGGAUCGCUCGGGGACAAUUGGGAAAAAUGAAUUGCCUGGAGCCUUUCAAGCCGCUGGGUUUCCAUUGAGUGGUCAAUUGUAUCAGAUGAUUAUCAGACGAUAUUCUGAUGAGAAGGGAGAGAUGGAUUUCGACAACUACAUUUGCUGUCUGGUGCGACUUGACGCCAUGUUCCGUGCUUUCAAAGCUCUAGAUAGAGAUGGAGAUGGACAGAUUAAAGUGACGAUUCAGGAGUGGCUGCAGCUGACAAUGUAUUCAUGAAAGGAAAAUCUGUCAACAACCUGAAGUGGAACAUUCGCCAAAAAGAUUUCUAUUUUUUUUUUUUUAUUAUUUUUUUUUUAAAUCCCUCCUGCUGUAAAACCAUUUUUUUUUCUCUUUACGUCUUCAGAGUUUAAAAUCUGAGUGUCCGAGCGAGCUGUGAAUGUACUGCUGUCUAUGGCGAUACAGCUGUGUAUAAGGAUAUUAAAGGGACAGUCUACACCAGAAUUUUUAUUGUUUUAAAAGAUAGAUAAUCCCUUUAUUAUCCAUUUCCUAGUUUUGCAUAACCAACACAGUUAUAAUAAUAUACUUUUAACCUCUGUGAUUAUCUUGUAUCUAAGCCUCUGCAAACUGCCCCUUUUUCAGUUCUUUUGACAGACUUGCAGUCUAGCCAAUCAGUGCCUGCUCCCAGAUAACUUCUCGUGCACGAGCACAGUGUUAUCUAUAUGAAAUACGUGAACUAACACCCUCUAGUGGUGAAAAACUGUUAAAAUGCAAUCUGAAAGAGGUGAGCUUCAAGGUCUAAGAAAUUGGCAUAUGAACCUCCUAGGUUAAGAUUUCAACUACGAAUACCAAUAGAACAAAGCAAAAUUGGUGAUAAAAGUAAAUUGGAAAAUUGUUUAAAAUUACAUUCUCUAUCUGAAUCAUGAAAGUUUAUUUUGGCCUAGACUGUCCCUUUUAAGUGCUCCCAUUUCAUGUAUUCAUCACAGAUCAGAGUUGAAGCUGAAUGCGUGACAUUCCACCCUACCUGUACAGCAACCAUAUGGGGCAUUUGCUAUGGUCAAAGCAGUGUGAAACUUUUCAUAUGUUACCUGAUCUGUAAUACUGAAUAAAUAAAAGUGUAAUUAAAUUUC
Molecule: messenger RNA, 1703 nt
Organism: Bombina bombina (fire-bellied toad)
Lineage: Eukaryota; Metazoa; Chordata; Amphibia; Anura; Bombinatoridae
Gene: CAPNS1
Product: calpain small subunit 1
Exons: 11
Coding region: 169-852 (227 amino acids)
Molecular function (GO): calcium ion binding
Source: RefSeq, a predicted model, not a curated record